Messenger RNA from Chelmon rostratus (copperband butterflyfish), 939 nucleotides. RefSeq names its product CD209 antigen-like protein E. Lineage: Eukaryota; Metazoa; Chordata; Actinopteri; Chaetodontiformes; Chaetodontidae. Bases 1 to 939 code for a protein of 312 amino acids. The record is from RefSeq and is a predicted model, not a curated record. The transcript has 6 exons.
AUGGAGGAAAGAGAAAAUUCAGGUGGCACUUUUGAUGGUGCAUACAACAAACUGACUAGUCAAGAGGACUUAAAUGCGGAUGACCACCCUCUCUACUCAAACCAAGAGAAGCGACAAGUGUCCAUGUCCAUGGUGAGGACUGCAUCCCGUUUGAACCGUCACAAAAUGCUCGCAGUAAGCCUGGCAGUGCUUGCUGUCGUUCUGCUAGCAGUCGACAUUGGCCUGGGAGUCUACUAUAGCAGACUUACUGAUGGACAUCGUAUAUUAAUGGACAUCAGCAAUGAGGUAGCCAAACUGCAGGUUACUUACAACACUGCAAUUCAACGCAGGGACGAAGUCAAGAAACAGCUGGCAAAAGAGAUCAGUGAGCAGCGCCUCAUCAAGUGGGAGCUUGAACACCAGAAGAAAAGAAGCAAAGACUACGAAAAGCAGAUUGACAAAAUUCAUAUGGAAAUAGCGGCGCUGAAAUCCCACGUGCCAAUGAUCAAGGAGGGCUGCAGACACUGUUUACCAGGAUGGACUUUCAUGAACUCAGUGUGUUACUACUUCGCUUUCUCUGAUGCUCUGUCACGCAGAUCAUGGCAGGAAGCCAGACAGUUCUGCACGAAACAAGGAGCCGACUUGGCAGUAAUAGAUACCACAGAGAAGCAUCUGGCAAUCAGUGACUUGAUAAAUAAUUAUCAAGACCCUUCGAGACCCAUAGCCCACAGUGGCUUCUGGAUUGGACUGAGAGAUGUGGAACAGGAAGGGACUUGGAAAUGGCAGGAUGGAACAAGACUGACUGAGGGGUACUGGAAUGAUGGAGAGCCGAACAACCAGGGCAAUGAAGACUGUGCUGCCGCGUAUCCCAGAAGCAACCCCUUUAAGUCCUGGAACGACGCUCCAUGUAGUUAUGAACUGAAAUGGAUUUGCGAAAAGGCACCAAGGUCUGCGAGUUAA